This is a messenger RNA of Drosophila navojoa, 2726 nucleotides long. It is a transcript of the gene ftz-f1, whose product is annotated as ftz transcription factor 1. Gene Ontology annotation, biological process: regulation of transcription by RNA polymerase II; hormone-mediated signaling pathway; tissue development. NCBI's taxonomy places the organism in Eukaryota, Metazoa, Arthropoda, Insecta, Diptera, Drosophilidae. Gene Ontology annotation, molecular function: zinc ion binding; nuclear receptor activity; RNA polymerase II cis-regulatory region sequence-specific DNA binding. Gene Ontology annotation, cellular component: RNA polymerase II transcription regulator complex. The record is from RefSeq and is a predicted model, not a curated record.
ACAAGCGGACAAGUUUGAGCAACAGCUCGGUCCAUAACUGAAACUUAAUGAAAUGUUAUUAGAAAUGGAUCCCCAACAGGCGACAGUACAGUUCAUAUCAUCGCUGAAUCUGUCCCCGUUUAGCAUGCAACUUGAUCAGCAGCCGGCGAGUCCCGUGCAAAGCAACACCAACAACAAUAACAGCAGCAGCAGCGGCAACAACAACAACAACAACAAUAAUAAUAAUAAUAAUAAUAAUAAUAAUAAUAAUAAUAAUAAUAGGAACAACGAUAACGGUACAAAUCCUUUAAGCAAUUCCGAUAACGAUUACAGCGCCUAUACGCUGCAGUUGGGCAAUCAUCAUCAGCAGCAACAGCAGCACCUCAAUACGCAACAGCAGCAACAACAUUACCAACAGCAACCACAACAGAAUAUUGCCAGCAACAAUGCGAAUAGUGCAGCGAACCAAUUCAAUGCCUCCUCUUAUUCGUAUAUAUACAAUUUCGAUUCACAGUAUAUAUUUCCGACAGGCUAUCAGGAAACCAAUUCAUCCCAUUCGCAGCAAAGUGGCAACGGCACAGGCGUAGCAUCUGGCAACUCUGGCCAGCUGUUGAACGGUGGCAGCAACAGCUCUGCCGGCAACGGAUAUAUGUUGCUUCCACCUGGUGGCACCUCAGCUGUACAUAUGACCGGCAAUGUCGGUAGCACUGGAGCAGCAGGUGGAAGUGGUAGUGUCGCUUCCACAGGUGGUGUUGGCGUUGGCCAUCAUGGAGGAACUAGCGCCACCUCUGGCGGAGGCGAAGCCAUAGACUUCAAGCACUUGUUCGAGGAACUAUGCCCUGUCUGCGGCGAUAAGGUGAGCGGCUAUCACUACGGCCUGCUCACCUGCGAGUCCUGUAAGGGCUUCUUCAAGCGGACGGUGCAAAACAAAAAGGUGUACACAUGCGUCGCCGAACGCUCCUGCCACAUCGACAAAACGCAGCGCAAGCGCUGUCCAUACUGCCGAUUCCAAAAGUGCCUCGAAGUGGGCAUGAAACUCGAAGCGGUUCGAGCAGAUCGUAUGCGCGGAGGCCGUAACAAAUUUGGGCCCAUGUACAAAAGGGAUCGCGCGCGCAAGCUUCAGGUGAUGCGACAGCGGCAACUGGCUCUGCAGGCGCUGCGGAGCUCUAUAGGUUCAGAUAUUAAGCCAACGCCACUCUCCCCUGGCUAUCAGCAAGCAUAUCCAAAUAUGAAUAUUAAGCAAGAAAUUCAAAUACCUCAGGUAUCCUCACUCACGCAAUCGCCGGACUCAUCACCUAGUCCCAUAGCCAUUGCUUUGGGCCAGGUGAGUGCGGGCGCUGGCGGUGUGAUAGCCACGCCCCAAAAUAUAGGCAAUUUGAGUGGCGGCAGCUCGCUAGGCAAUGGCAACAGCAACACCAACAACAAUAGCGCAGGAAGUGCUGGCGGGGGCAGUGGGGGUGGUAACAAUGCUGGUAGCGGAAGCAGCGCCAGCAACAGCAACAACAUCCCCGAUGGCCUACAACGUAACGGAAACAGUGGCAAUAGCAACAGUAACAGCAGCUGCCAUGAAGCCGGGAAUGGAUCUCUGCAAAACACAGCUGAAUCGAAAUUGUGCUUUGAUUCUGGCACACAUCCAUCGAGCACGGGGGACGCCGUCAUAGAACCCCUGAGGGUCUCGCCAAUGAUACGAGAGUUUGUGCAAUCGAUCGAUGAUCGAGAAUGGCAGACUCAACUUUUUGCGCUACUGCAAAAGCAGACGUAUAACCAAGUUGAAGUUGAUCUCUUUGAAUUGAUGUGCAAAGUGCUGGAUCAAAACCUUUUCUCACAGGUGGAUUGGGCAAGGAAUACGGUAUUCUUUAAGGACCUAAAGGUGGACGAUCAGAUGAAGCUGCUACAGCAUUCUUGGUCGGACAUGCUUGUACUGGAUCAUCUGCAUCAUCGCAUACACAACGGUUUGCCGGAUGAAACACAACUUAAUAACGGACAAGUUUUUAACUUAAUGAGCCUUGGUCUGCUAGGAGUGCCACAGUUGGGCGACUACUUUAAUGAGUUGCAAAACAAGCUGCAGGACCUGAAGUUUGAUAUGGGCGACUAUGUGUGCAUGAAAUUCUUAAUACUUUUAAAUCCAGAUGUACGUGGAAUUGUGAAUAAAAAGACCGUUGUGGAGGGACACGAGAAUGUUCAGGCUGCUUUACUAGAUUAUACACUUACGUGUUACCCCUCAGUAAAUGACAAAUUUAGGAGGCUUUUGAAUAUACUACCGGAAAUUCAUGCCAUGGCCGCGCGCGGUGAAGAACAUCUAUACUCAAAACAUUGUGCAGGCAGCGCACCAACGCAGACGCUUCUCAUGGAGAUGCUGCAUGCUAAACGAAAGGGGUGAACUCAAAACAUGCAAUGGAUGCAUGAAAACAAAAUAAAUAAAUGUAAAAAAUAUACUUAUAUAAUUUCGGAAGACAAGUGUGUAUAUAACAGAAACCAAGGCAAACAAGCGCAAAGUUAAGAAGAUCGGGAAAAAAGGGUUAUAUUGAUUGCUAUGCGAAAAAAUCAUCAUCACUACCACCAACUACCACAUACACAUAUUUGUUGACUAAAUGUUAAAUAUUAUUAUUAUUUGUAUGACUAGUUUUAACCUUAUUUUAAUUAAUUAAUGUCUUAAUAUAAUUUGUGCUUAUUUUUAGUCAUGUGUACUAAAAACAGAGAUAUCAUCAGCAACAUUAUGGAAGUGCAAAAAUACCUUUAUUUAAAAG